AACAACAGCCGCAGCAUCCCUUGUGGUUGACUCGCCAUGAAGAUCACAUCAGCGCUCACAUUGUGCCUGGGCUUCGCGCUUGUGUUCCUCCUAGGCUCUCCCCGGCAGUGGCCACCACGGCCGGGCCGGUGGCAGUUUGAAGAGUUGGCCUGGCAAAGAUUGAGCCUGGAGGGCCUAAAGGGCCCGGAGUUUGAGGAUGAUGUUUCAAGGUUUCUUGCAGCCAACGAUUCGGACGCGGACACGCUCCGCAUGGCCGACGUCUUGGUGGUCUUAGAUUUCACGGUCUCGGCUUGGCAGCGACAGCAACAGGCGGAGUUUGCUGCAGCCCUGGUGGGUAAUGCCUCGGCGACGAAUUCCACCUGGCGCCUGAACUUUGGCUUCGUGCUCCUUAAAGGGAACGUGAGCUAUGAGUUGCCGCUGACGGAUGACUAUUCGAUGCUACAGCAACAGCUGUUGGAUCCCAGCUUCACCACCGUCCCCGACCUGCCGCCUGCGCCGGUGCCACUGCGCUUCGCACGACGCACCGCGGAGGCGCUGCGGCUCUGCAGCGAGGAGAUCGACCGGCGCGGCCUUUUUCCGCCCGUGAGCACGGCGCUGCUGGUGCUGACGGCUGGGGCGUCGGAUGAUGCGGAGAAUGUGCCAGGAACCAUUGAACGCGCCGCCGAGUUGAAAGUGGCCCAGAAGGCAGUGAUCUAUGCCAUGGCCCUGGACGAGCCCGGAAGCCGCACGCCCUCGCGCACCUUGGAGCUGGAAUGGAUGGCCACCGACUCAUCCAAGGAGUUCAACCUGGUUCUACCCCCGGCCCCCACGACCACUGGCACCGUGACCACCGCGACCCGCACCUCUGCGACCUCUACGGCUACGUCCUCCACGAGGACGACGUCCACAGCGACGUCGAAGACGGUGACAGGGACGACGUCCACGACACAAACGAGCACAACAAUGACAAGUACAUCAAUGACAAGUACAUCAUCAACUGCAACCACGUCAACUGCAACAACAUCAACCAAGACUUCUUCAACCCAGACCACGAUCACGGCAACGACUACAUCGUCGACAUCCUCAUCGGCGACAAAAACAACAUCGACAUCGUCAACGAUAACAGCGACGACGACAUCGUCGACAUCGUCUUCUGCGACAAAAACAACUUCAACAUCUUCAACCAUUACGGCAACAACAACAUCGUCAACAUCUUCAUCAGCAACAAGAACAACUUCAACAUCAUCAACUGCAACUGUAACGACCUCAACAUCGUCCACCGCAACCGCAACGUCAACAUCGUCGACAUCCUCAUCGGCAACAGUAACAACAUCAACAGCAACAACAUCAACGGCAACUACCUCAACAGCGACCUCUGCAACAACUACAUCAACAGAAACUACAUCCACAACAACCUCAUCAACAACGAAUGAAACUGAAAAUGUAACCUUUACAACCACAACAGCAGCAACAACAUAUCAAGCAAGCAACGAGAGCAAUGAGACGGCAACAAUAACUUCUACAACUGUCACAACAACAUUUCUAACAGCGACGACGACUGAUGACAGCAGGCGAUUGUUUGGAGACAGCAACGCUAUCGACAGAGAACUGGGUUCGAUGAUAGAUGACAGCAGGCGAUUGUUUGGAAGCAAUCCUGUCGACAUCAGAGAUUUGGGUUCAUUGUUGGGUGUCGAACUGCUCCAGUUCUUCGCUGAGCUUUUCGUUUCCCUGGAGACCACCAGCAGCACUCCAUCUGUGCAGGUCCCGAGCGCCGGGGGCCUAGCGGCUGGGAUCGUGGUGGCCAUCGUGCUCAGCACCUGCUGUUUCAUCGCUGUGUUGAUGGGCAUCGCCUUCUUCGUUUGGCACUCCAUGCGGAGCUCCGGUGCCGUCAUGGACGAGUUCCACCCAGUCGAGGUGGUGCCGCCGAUGCCGGCGCCGACACCGGCGCCAGCGCCGCAGCCGCCACAGCCACCAAGAGAUGCCACGCAGAAAGCCUUGAAGGAGGCCAUCGACAUGCAAGACAUCACCAGGCUUCGUAAUUUGCUGUCCGAGAUUUUAUUGAAAGGCUGGCCAGAGAAGAAGUAUACCGAUUUGGUGCUGAAAGCUCUAGAAGUUGUUGCAACUCUGAAGGAGUCCGCAGCAGAGGUUCUGGAACAGGCACUCUCUGAGGGAUCCCUUCCCGGCUCAGCCUUGGCCGACGCCCGCUUCGCCGGCGUCGAGCGCGAGCUGCUGAGCCGGGCCGAAGGCCUGAGGCAGCGGAGCGGCGCCGGUGCCACGGCGGGGACGUUGGGAUAAGCGCGGAAGCAAGGCUCCCUGGACCAGUUACAUCCAAAUCAUCC
Cladocopium goreaui is the source of this 2318-nucleotide messenger RNA. The record is from the annotation of a GenBank genome assembly. NCBI's taxonomy places the organism in Eukaryota, Dinophyceae, Suessiales, Symbiodiniaceae.